Molecule: messenger RNA, 5342 nt
Organism: Dissoconium aciculare CBS 342.82
Lineage: Eukaryota; Fungi; Ascomycota; Dothideomycetes; Mycosphaerellales; Dissoconiaceae
Exons: 2
Coding region: 207-5018 (1603 amino acids)
Biological process (GO): regulation of ARF protein signal transduction
Molecular function (GO): guanyl-nucleotide exchange factor activity
Source: RefSeq, a predicted model, not a curated record
UUUGAUCAGUCGAUCAAUCGCGUUCUGUCCUGAUCGUAAUAUACCACGGGGGUUCGGUGAUGGGAGUGUUCACACCUCGAUAAACCCUCUAGCUGAUACACACACUCAGCACCACAUCGGCAUAUGCACAAUAUCCGAACGAAGUGAAUGUCGAGCUGAUCAGAACGAAAACACCACGACGACAUUGAUGCGGACACUCGAUCACCAUGGACUCGCCAAUACAUAUUCCGAACACCGUAGCGGUCGCGAUUGAUCCGGUCGCUCUGGUCGUCACAGAAUGUAUCACAGUCACAUCUGCCAUGCGAAAGCAUGCUCGCUGGGCGCAUUCGUCUAUAUCCUCAAUUCUAGGAAACACGACUCGGCCAUCGUCCUCACAGUCCGAAACAAAGACGACAAACCACGAAAGGAAUCGAAGUUCCAGUAAGAUCGAUAUCAUCGAGGAUAACGGAGCGUUGACAUCGAGAUGGGGCCUGCGUGGAAAGAAAGGCCAGAGCUUGCAGGACAAUCCCCUCAUGAGUGCAUUCGCGAAACUACGCUCGGAUCUGAAAUAUUGCAAAGACAUUCAGAACUUCGAUGCUCCUAGUCUUCUCCAGCCAUUCCUGCAGGUAAUCCGCAGCUCUAGUACGACUGCGCCUAUCACGAGUCUUGCGUUGAUCGCAAUCACCAAAAUGCUGGCCUACAGGAUAAUUCAUCCGAAAAUGCCCAACUUCAGCUUCGCAAUGCAAUCACUUGCUUCGACAGUUACUCACUGCCGUUUCGAAGGCGACAAUACAUCCAGCGAUGAAGUGGUGUUCUUGAGGAUCCUCAAACUAAUGGAAGAUAUGAUCUGUGGAGCGUCAGGGGAUGUCCUGGGAGAUCAAAGCGUUUGCGAGAUGAUGGAGUGUGCUCUGAGCAUAUGCUGUCAUCUGCGAAUGAGCGAGGUACUUCGCAGGAGCGCAGAAAUCAGCAUGGUCACGAUGUGUCAAACGAUCUUUGCGCGGCUAAAGACGCUGGAGACGGAAUUCGGGGAGGAGCCUACUGCUUUGGAGGAGGCUGUCCUACAAGCAGACAUGGACGCCGCAAAGAUUGACUCUUCACCUAAUGGUGAGCUCGGGCCUGAUAGCAUGACCAAGGUACGGGUGAGCUCGAGUCUGGAUGUUCCCAGCACGAAUGGGGCUGCAGAUCGACCAUCAAUGGACACAAGCGCAAGUUUUAUGGAUCUUGCAAAGCCAACAGACACGGAGGUCAAGCCGUAUGGUCUACCGUCCAUCCGUGAGCUGUUCAGAGUGCUUGCAGAUCUGUUGGAUCCGCACGAUCGACAACGGACGGAUACCUUGCGUGUCAUGGCUCUGCGCAUCGUCAAUGUCGCACUGGAGGUAGCAGGGCCGAGCAUUGCCAAUCAUCCAAGUCUCGCCUCAUUAGCGAAAGACACUCUUUGCCGAAAUCUGUUUCAGCUCGUGCGGUCAGAGAACAUCGCAAUCCUACACGAAUCUCUACGAGUUGCAGGCACACUUCUCGCGACGUGUCGGAGCGUACUGAAGCUCCAGCAGGAACUUUUCCUCUCUUACGUGGUCGCGUGCCUGCAUCCUCGCGUGCCCAUCCCUGACGAGCCAACAAUUGAUCCAUCCCUUUAUCAGGGAGUGCCUCAAGCACCCGCGCUGGUCAAGCAACCGACCAGCGGGCCUGAAAGCGGCAGGGCAACACCGGUGCCUGUGCGGGACAGGCAGAAGCUUGGUAUGGAGGGCGGCUCGCGCAAACCAGAUGCUCGGGAAGCAAUGGUAGAGAGCAUUGGCGGUCUCGUCAGAAUACCCAGCUUCAUGGUUGAAUUGUUCGUCAAUUACGAUUGUGAAAUUGAUCGAAGCGAUCUAUGUACAGAUAUGGUCGGUCUUCUCUCGAGAAACGCUUUCCCGGACUCUGCUACAUGGAGCACAACGAACGUUCCGCCGCUGUGUCUCGACUCCUUGCUCGGCUACGUCCAAUUCAUUGCGGAUCGUUUAGACGACGAACCCUCCACUGAAGAUCUACCCGCAAAAGAGAAGCUACAUGAGCAGCGUCGGCGAAAAGGCGUCAUCGUUCAAGGUACUACCAGGUUCAACGAGAGCCCAAGAAAAGGCAUCGCAUAUCUCGCAUCUCAAGGGAUCAUAGAAGACCCCAAUGAUCCAAAUUUGGUGACAGCAUUCCUCAAAGGGACGGCGCGGAUUGAUAAGAGAAUGCUCGGUGAGUUCAUCUCUAAGAGAGGGAGCGAGGCGAUAUUAGAUGCAUUCAUGGACCAGUUCGACUUCCGAGGUCAGCGUGUGGACGAAGCGCUACGGCAAAUUCUCAACAGCUUCCGAUUACCCGGAGAAUCUGCUCUGAUCGAGCGCAUUGUCACUGUCUUCAGCGAGAAGUACUUUGACACCGCUGAAGCUACAGAGGUUGCCGAUAAGGACGCAAUUUUCAUCUUGACAUAUGCAAUCAUCAUGCUAAAUACCGAUCAGUACAAUCCCAACAUAAAAGCCGCCAACCGCAUGACAUAUACAGACUUCUCGCGGAAUUUGCGAGGCGUCAAUGGCGGCAGAGACUUCGAACCUCAGUAUUUACAGGACAUCCACGAGUCUAUCAAAACGAGAGAAAUCGUCCUGCCCGAGGAGCACGACAAUAAGCAUGCUUUUGAGCACGCCUGGAAGGAGCUUCUCAUCAAGACGCAAACGUCUGAGCGCCUCACCAUAUGCACCAAUACCAACAUCUACGAUGCCGACAUGUUCGCCGCGACAUGGCGGCCGAUCGUUGCGACCCUCAACUACGUUUUUGUCUCUGCAACCGAAGAUGCUGUCUUUCAGCGUGUCACCACAGGAUACAGCCAGCUCGCCCAGAUUGCUGCGAAGUAUGGCGUUCACGAGUGUCUCGACCACAUCAUCCUGAGUCUGAGCAAGAUCAGCACCUUGGCCGUUGAUGGCGCGAGCACAGCACUAAACACAGAGAUUGUUGCACAAGGGAAGAGCAUUAUGGUCAGCAAAUUCGCUGUGGACUUUGGCCGAAACGUCCAGGCAGAAUUAGCUACUCUAGUCCUCUUCCGUGUCAUCAAUGGUUGCGAAGGUGUGGUCCGCGACGGAUGGAACCCGAUUGUCAAAAUCAUCGUCAACUUGUUUGUCAACUCCCUAAUACCGACCUCGUUCAAGUCCAUCUCACGCGAUCUGGACCUCCCACCCAUACCACUUCAGUCACCCUCACAGGUCAUUGAACGGAAUGAAAAGAGCGCAGAUGUCGGCCUUUUCAGCGCCUUCACGAGCUACGUCAGCAGUGUCAUGAACGACGAACCGCCAGAACCUAACGAUGCCGAGAUUGACGCUACACUAUGCACGGUCGACUACAUUAAUGCUUGCCACUUCGAGAAAAUCUUGGGCAAUGUCAGCGAACUACCUGUAGAGUCGCUAAAGACAUUGACUUCGGCAUUAUUGGCACAGCUUCCACAACAGGAUUCGCCACCGCUGACGACUGUCAAACCCGAAGUUCCUGCUCCUUCACACGGUCGCAAUAUAAAUAAGGGCGGCGUGGAUCAGCCAUCCUACAAUCCUGCCGUUGUCUACGUCCUCGAAUUAGCUACCAUUCUCGCUCUGCGAGACGAGGAAACUAUCACCACACUUGGUGCGGAUGUGGCCGAGGCAUUACAAAACGUAGUCCGCGAUGCCGAACGUCUGCAUCCCAUUGCACUCAGCCGCACUGUGUUCUACCUUUUGAGCUUGCUUCGGGCGAGCUAUGAUCAUGGUUUCAUUCGUACUCCGGUCGUUCUGCAUGGCAUCUCCAGCUUCCGUCCAGACGUCCUUCGGGAAUGCGCCCAAGGCAUUCUCAAAGGUCUCUACGGCUGCAUCAGUGGUCCUCCGGAGCUCAGACACGAGAUGGCUAGUAGCCCUGACUUCUGGGCAGUACUGCAGGCGCUUCAGCCGCAGCAGGCCGAAGCUGCAUCCUUGGUCUCGCAGAUCACAGAGGCCGUUAUCGCAGAUGGUGCUAUAACACCAGAUAAUUACGAGGCGGCGAUCAUUUUGCUCAACAACUUUGCCUCUGCAGCUAGCAUUGGCGCACGACAAGAGCAGCAACGAGAACGCGAACAUCAAGGAGGCUCCCGGCGUGGACAGCAGCCAGCCGCUGUCUCCGCAGUUCUCGAGGAUGAAAAGAAAUUGCAAAAGUCCCCGGUGCUCCUCCGCGGCCUUCGUGCAAUCACUCUUGUCUCUCAACUCGCUGCACAGGUGCCCGCGCUCGUCUCCAAAUCACAUCUCGAGCCAGCAGCGGCAUGGCGGACGUACUGGUCUCCAGUAUUCCGCUGCCUGGCAAAGCAAUGCGUGAAUCCCUGCCGCGAGAUCCGCCAUCAAAGUUUCCCCGUCCUGCAGCGCAUCCUCCUCUCUCCCGAACUUGCCACACCGGAGCACGACGAAUGGACCAACAUCUUUGGCGAAGUGCUGUUCCCCAUGGUCAACGUCCUGUUGAAACCCGAGACCUACCAAAGCGAUCCUCUCGGCAUGAGCGAGACGCGCGUUCAGGCCGCACAGUUGCUCUCCCGCAUAUUCCUGCACUACCUUGUCCUACGCGGCGAAGGCGAGUACGACGCCGUCCUCGACCUCUGGACCCGCAUCCUCGCGAUCAUGGACCGCUUCCUGAACUCCGGCGCCGGCGCACAGGGCAUGGGCGUGCUCGUCGAGGCUGUGCCAGAAUGUCUCAAGAACAUCCUCCUCGUCAUGUCCAGUGGCGGCUACAUGGUCCCUCCGCCUGGCAAAAAUGCCGAAGACACUCGCGCUGAGGGUCAAAAGAAGCUCUGGGCCGAGACGAGCGAGAGGCUUGAGCGAUUCCUGCCGGGUCUCAUCGCCGAUGUCUUCCCCGAUGCAGAGGUUCAGGUGAAGAGCCCUCUACGAAGUGCAGCCCGUGUCUCGCAAACAUCUGCAAAGCCCAAAGAAGCGGCUCCUGCGAAUGUUUCAACAGCUACGCCUGUGACGGCCGAUGCGAAGGCUGGAAAUGGCGAGGUCGUCAGCAGCGCGGCGCCUGUCACUAAAGAAGACGAUUUGGAUUAGAUGUGAUUUAUUUCAUGCAUUGCUGGUCUAUGGUCGUUAGACGGUCUAUCUUCUCGGCAUUACAAAGAUGUCCAGGUACGAAGCCCGCGCAAAAAAAAGAGCGUGGGUUGUGCAGGUGCGAAAGAUUUACCAAUACCAUGUAGAGGCAACGGAGGAAAGGCGUGUGUCGGCGUUGCAAAGGAUGUAGUAAUUAAACCUCCGCGUUCCUGGUUGUCGUUGGGAGAUCCAACUCCUCUAGUAGGCUGAAUGCCCACUCUUCCGGAUCCUCCCAACAUCAAUUCGACCCCUAUCUUCUUCAAAUGAUUUGUAGCAAUGGAAGAAACU